GUAAAACACGAGGUGUAGCUCUAGUGUCAGGGCUCGGGAUCAAAGUUUCAUUUGAUCAGCAGGUAGAUCAUUUAUUAGUAUUAUUGCUCAUUUGUACUGCUGCAAGAAUCUACCUCGUUAGUGAUGGCAAGACGAAAUGGGAGGAAGAACCAGCUGCCAGACCUUUACUAUGAGGGUUACAUGGAGAAGAGGUCCUUCAAAGAUAAGACGUCUCGGAAGCUGUGGACCUGCUUGUGUGGGAAAACACUUUUUUUCUUCAAUCACAAAAGAGACGAAGAUUACGUAGAGAAGCUGGAUCUGUGUGGACUGGUCUCGGUGACGGACGACAGCAGCCCAGAUCCCAACCUGGACGCGGCCAGAUUCAACGUUCAGAUGACGACGGGAAGCAUCAAGUUUACUGCCCCAAAUGCAGAAUCUCGGGAACUUUGGAAGGGAUAUAUCCACUCUGUGGCUAAGAUGGAAGUACCCCUCACCCUGAACCUGCUGCCGGGUCAGAUCCACAUCCUGAGAGAGACGGUCCAAAAGGAGAAGGAGAGGCUGACAAAUCCAGAACCGAAACAGAUUCCUCCCGCUGCUGUCAAAACAGAAAUGCCUGCUUGCUACUACGAGGUGCCUUAUCUGGAGGCCGAGCUGCUGCUGGAGAGAGAAGCCAGCAAAGGGAACAUGUUGCUGAGACCUGGGAGGCAGAAGGGCUCCUUCGCCAUAACCACCAGACAGGAUCUUGAGGGAAAGAUGUUCUGUCACUAUCGCAUACUCCCAAAACCAGAGGGAGGCUUCUACAUCGCCGUGGACAAACCUGUCCACUUAAACUCGCUGCAUGACGUGGUCGCCUACAUGGUGGAAAAAACCGAUGGGUCUUUGACUCCCCUCAACAUCGAGGCUCAUUACGACAAAAACAUCUCUUUUAUUGCCACUGAUAAUGAAAGCGGUGAGAGGACCCAGCGGCCUUUGCUGCCACCAGAGCGUCCCAUUCCAGUUACUGGAAAAGCGAGGAAUGAUGAAACAGAACCAGUCGAAAAUCCGCCUGCUACUGAUAAGAAGGAGAAGAAAGCGUUUGUCAUAGAUGGCUGCUCCUCUGGUGAAACUCUACCGGUACCAGAACCGAGGAAACUACCGCCAUGUCCAGCUCCGCGAACGUCUGCCCCAACUCCACCGGCUGCCAAACCCGCUUCCCCUUCAAAUGCUCCUGAGAAGCCCAAGAUGGUCCCAAAUCCAGAAAUGGAGAAGCAGAUUCUUCCCGCAGCUUUGUCGGAGCUGAAACUGAAGCUGGGGCAGAAGAGCAAGGUGCAUGCUUAACUUCUACAGUCAUCCUGGUGGACAGAAACACAUUGGAGCAACGAGCAGAGCUGAAUGGAGGCACAUGCAGAUCUGCAGGUCCUCUUCCUCCUCAUCCUCCUCGGUUAGCUGUCUGCAGUAAAGCCUCUCUGCAGAUCAACACCAGAUUGAUUUGCCUCCUCUGGACAUUUAUUAGCAAAUCAAUGGACAGUGAAGAUGGCUGGACAAAUUAUCUACUCGUUUCUCUUGUUCAUUUUGCACUUUAGCUAUUGACUAAGCCGCCUCAGACUUUCCGUUAGUGUUUUUUCCUUCUUACUCUUGGAAUAAAAUGAGUAAAAGUAUGUAAAUACUGUGUGCGUACAAUACGCACACAGUAUUGUAUUAAUGCUUAAUACGAAAUCUGUGUGCAAAACACAAAAUGUGACGGAAAUAAGGGAUGAGAUUCACUUAUUUCAGUUUUUCUCUGUGAAUGUAAACCUCUUUGUCUCAUCAGCUUUGAUAUGACAAACUUCUAGUAUGUGCUAUGCAACAUAUAUAAUUUAUACAUAGUGAAUUAAUCACCUGUAUAGUUUGCAAUCCAUUUUCACGUUUAGAUUAUUUUUUUGUUAUAGCUUAAACUUUUCUGUUGUCUGAAAAGAAAAUGUCCAGACGAAUCGUUCUCACUCCUUUAUUACCUCAAUUACUGAUACACUAGAGUGGAAAAAUGAAACUAUUUACAAUAAAUUGUGACAUGUUGCCAGCAUGUGAAAUAAAGUGUAAUUACCUCUCAGCUGGAUGAGUCGUUCUGUAAAGCAAAGCAGGCUACAUUUACUCUGGACGAGAUGAACUAGAACACCAACAUGGACGUCGCAGUACAGAGUUGAAGGCGUGUCCGUCCCGUGGUUCUGAAUCACGUUUUGAUUUGUUGCCUCUGCGCGAAAAGCCUUAAAAUGAAGUCGCUCUCUUAUUUUAGGGGCUUAUUUUUAACACUGAAAAGUCAAAACUUUCCUUUUUAGUACAUUCAAAAAGGAAAGGUGAAUUAAUCUAAUCCUAAUUUCUCAGUUAUAUUUAAUGUCUGAUCCUAGAAAUUGAAUGUAAUCGAAGCAUUUCACAAUUUUUAGAUAUUAUUUAAUUUCUCUUUGCCACUCUUCAACACGUCUCUUAGGUAAACCGGAUGUAAACAGCUAAUCCAGCUAAUCCUUGUCUGUAUCUAAGAGCGAUUAAUCAUUUUAAAACAACUGGUACUGUAACUUGUAGUCACCAAGUUUCCACUGUAAGAAACUUUCUACAUAUCAACCAGAUGAGUUUUGUCCGAAAACCAUCACAAACAUGUGAGUAUAACAUUUCCUUUUGGUCAAAUGAGAAUAAGAUUGAGGUUUUUCAGAAACUGACACUCUGGUUUAUUUCAGGAAAAACAGAAAUAAUAUGUGGAACAGCAUCUUAUGGCUUUGUUUAGGCCUCUUUCGCUUGCAUUGAUUGCAUCAUGAAGUCUUUGAAACAUCAAGACAUUUUCCAGGAAAAACCAAGCGGCCGCAGCCAGAAAAGUUGACUCUCACUGGGACUUUGGCUGAUCUUUCAAACUCUGUGCCUCUCCUUUGUGCGAUAUGUUGGCAUCAAAAGCCUGAAUUAAACCGAGUUGAAGCCAAAGCACAAUCCAGAAGUCGUAGGAACCCAAAUAAUUGAGUUUCAGGCCUACAAAACAAUCUCCCUCUAUGUGUUCCAACAUUGUGAAACGUUGAAGACAUAUAAGUUUUGUCCUAUUGGGAAUGAAGGCUUAUAUUGUAGCAACAGCUUUUCAGCGUGAGUUUAUUACAAUCCUUUGAGAGGUGAAUUAUUUUAAAGGCUUUUCACACAGAUUGCCAAUAAGAGAGGAGAUACAGACUAUUAAAUACUGCUGAGCCACACACAGGACGGUCUCUCCACUACAAACAAAGCAGAGACAUCAGAUGGACGGACGUGUCGUGGCUUUAAUGUUAGCGUCGGAAAGUUUUAACAGGAAGCUCAAGACCUACAUUAAAUAACAUAUGACUAUCAUUUGUAACUGUAAAUACUGAUGAGUAGCGUCCCUUGGCAAGAAGUCAAACAUCUCGUCACAAUACAGUUAAAUAAUCCAGUUCAGUGCUGAGCUGCUUAAGUGUUGGACAUUGUUUAUGUCGGACUGGUUUACUGAUGAGUCAACAAAGUUAUGACCUCCUCAUACUGAAGCUGGCGCAGAGCAGGACGUUAAAACAAAACAAGCAGGUAUGUAGAGGGGGCUGAGGGGGGGGCUGCACAUGUUUGGUGUGGCCUGAGGAGGAAGGCACGGGGACGGAGCAUGACUCAUGAAGCUGCAGCCGACGGCACAGCUGACCGUUCAGGUGAAGCUGAGGAAGCAGCGGCCAGCGCUAAAAAUUGCCGCCCUAGCAACUGGAUGAAUAUGCAGCGAGACUGACUACUCAGACUUGGGCCUAAUGAGUCCAAAGCAUAGCGACCAGCCGGCAGAUUCUGUCACUCGGAUCGCCUGUUUGCUCCCCUAAAAAAUUGAAACAAAAUUUAAAAAAAAUCUAAUUUUGCCUCCAUGCAAGGCAGAAACGGCUGAGAUUAAGUGGUGUAGCUGUUCUGCUGUGUGCGUCUCCGCCUGCAGUCGGUGCAGAGGAUUCGAC
Molecule: messenger RNA, 3896 nt
Organism: Gambusia affinis (western mosquitofish)
Lineage: Eukaryota; Metazoa; Chordata; Actinopteri; Cyprinodontiformes; Poeciliidae
Product: signal-transducing adaptor protein 1-like
Exons: 13
Coding region: 124-1296 (390 amino acids)
Molecular function (GO): signaling adaptor activity
Source: RefSeq, a predicted model, not a curated record